GUCUUCUUUCGGCAACAUAUCCUUGUGUCGGCUCAGUUUGAGAUGUCGUAUUCCCAGCCUCAUUCUCAGUUCCCUCUUCACGGUCGUUAUUUUCAAAACAUCCGUCACCAAGGCUCAGACAGUGCGUCAGUGAACAUCUGUCUAUCACUUCGAUGAGCAUCCCUGCAAUGGAGUCGCAGCAGCAGACCAGAAUGCAUGAUGCACCUGCACAUACUUCAAUUUCAACAGACUACAACGCGUAUGUUAUCAAUGCACUGUCCCGAAUGACUCGGUCGUCUGGAGCAAUGGAUCAACGAGUCUUACGAAAAUGUCUCGGAUUGUCCUCCUCCUACUUACUCACCGACGCGACCAUGAAUCCAAACGGUGGCCUAACAACAUGGUAUGCUGGCCUCAGCCGCAUUGUGGAUGUCAUGUCAGCACUACAUAAACGAGACGAGCUAGAACUGGAGACUGUCAGCGAAGCUAGCAAAGCGUGCUCGGAAUGUUGGGGUGUCGCAGGUGGCUGGCGAGAACUGGAGGCGGGAAUGGAAUGCAUAAAAGAUAUUGCGACGCGAUUGAAGGGUCUUUUAGAUGACAAUGGACGAACGUUCCAUGGGCAGAGAAUAUAUAUACCAUGAUGACGGAUUGGAAAGAACGACUGCUCGCCUGUACUUCCACUUUAUAUUCAACCAGCAUCGGCGAUUGACAGGAUACGUCCGCUUGUUGAGACAGUACUGGUAGAGAUGUUAGCUUGUUGUAGACAGCGAUCGUCGCCUGGCUCUCCGCGUCGUGCACAAC
Somion occarium is the source of this 777-nucleotide messenger RNA. The record is from the annotation of a GenBank genome assembly. NCBI's taxonomy places the organism in Eukaryota, Fungi, Basidiomycota, Agaricomycetes, Polyporales, Cerrenaceae.